Phytophthora infestans T30-4 is the source of this 1048-nucleotide messenger RNA. RefSeq names its product guanine nucleotide-binding protein subunit beta-2-like protein. Gene Ontology annotation, biological process: positive regulation of protein phosphorylation; rescue of stalled cytosolic ribosome. The coding region runs from base 13 to 966 and encodes 317 amino acids. The record is from RefSeq and is a predicted model, not a curated record. Gene Ontology annotation, cellular component: nucleus; cytosol. Lineage: Eukaryota; Oomycota; Peronosporomycetes; Peronosporales; Peronosporaceae. The transcript has a single exon. Gene Ontology annotation, molecular function: translation regulator activity; ribosome binding; protein kinase C binding.
AACCCCUUCACCAUGGCCGAGACCAGCAUCUACCCGCGCGCCGAGCUUGACGGCCACAACGGCAAGGCCGUGACGGCUAUCGCCACUACCCGCGAGAACCCCAACCUGCUUCUGACUGCCUCGCGCGACAAGUCGCUGCUUGUGUGGCAGCUGUCCAACGACGGCGAGGAGUACGGCUUCGCCCGUCGCCGCCUGCAGGGCCACUCGCACUACGUGGAGGACGUUGUCAUCUCGUCGGACGGUCAGUUCGCUCUGUCCGGUUCGUGGGACGGCACCUUGCGUCUGUGGGACCUGAACACGGGCAUCACCACGCGUCGCUUCGUGGGACACACCAAGGACGUGCUGUCUGUGGCCUUCAGCGCCGACAACCGUCAGAUUGUUUCGGGCUCGCGUGACAAGACCGUCAAGCUAUGGAACACUCUGGGUGAGUGCAAGUACACCAUCACUGAGGACGGCCACACCGAGUGGGUCUCGUGCGUGCGUUUCUCGCCCUCGACCGCCAACCCGCUCAUCGUGUCGUGCGGCUGGGACAAGGUCGUCAAGAUCUGGAACCUGUCGAACUGCAAGCUCCGCACCAACCUGUUCGGCCACGAGGGUUACCUUAACACGGUAACUGUGUCCCCCGAUGGAUCCAUCUGCGCUUCGGGUGGCAAGGACGGCACUGCCAACCUGUGGGACCUGAACGAGGGCAAGCGCCUCUACUCGCUGGUGGCUGGCGACGUCAUCCACGCUCUGAUCUUCUCGCCCAACCGCUACUGGCUGUGCGCUGCCACCACGUCGGGCAUCAAGAUCUGGGACCUCGAGUCGAAGAUCGUCGUGCACGACCUGCAGCCUGAGAUCGAGGAGCCCAAGGGCAAGUACGCUCAGCCCCCGCACUGCAUCUCGCUGGCCUGGUCGGCUGACGGCUCCGUGCUCUUCUCGGGUUACACGGACGGUAUCGUCCGCGUGUGGGCCGUGGGCAACUAAGCGUUCAAGCGUCUUUAGCUGUCUAAGGGUGGUAGUGUAGAAAUUGGUUUUCAACAUGACAUCCUGGGAGUUUUUCACCUUC